Messenger RNA from Talaromyces atroroseus, 600 nucleotides. Its product is annotated as GTP-binding protein rho2. The record is from RefSeq and is a predicted model, not a curated record. Gene Ontology annotation, molecular function: GTPase activity; GTP binding. The transcript has 5 exons. The coding region runs from base 1 to 600 and encodes 199 amino acids. NCBI's taxonomy places the organism in Eukaryota, Fungi, Ascomycota, Eurotiomycetes, Eurotiales, Trichocomaceae. Gene Ontology annotation, biological process: small GTPase-mediated signal transduction.
AUGGCCCAACAACCUACGGAUAAUGUUAUGCGGAGGAAACUGGUGAUUAUAGGUGAUGGUGCUUGUGGAAAAACAAGUUUGCUAAGUGUCUUUACUCUUGGUUACUUUCCAACACAUUAUGUGCCUACGGUAUUCGAGAAUUAUGUCACCGAUUGCAGAGUGGACGGGCGAUCAGUGCAAUUGGCAUUAUGGGACACGGCUGGACAAGAAGACUACGAGCGACUACGGCCUUUGGCAUACUCCAAAGCGCAUGUACUACUGAUAGGUUUUGCCGUCGACACGCCCGACUCGUUAGACAACGUGAAAACCAAAUGGAUCGAAGAAGCCAACGAGCGCUGCCCCGGUGUACCGAUUAUCCUGGUCGGCUUGAAGAAAGAUCUUCGGGACGACCCAGUUGCGAUUGAGGAAAUGAGGAAAAAAUCACUCCGAUUCCUAACACCAAAGGAAGGCAAUGAAGCCGCCGCCCAAAUUGGCGCUCGCAAAUAUCUCGAAUGUUCCUCGUUGACGGGAGAGGGGGUGGACGACGUUUUCGAAGCUGCAACUCGAGCGGCGCUCCUCACAUUCGAAAAGGAACACAACUCCUGCUGCGUUGUGCUAUGA